Molecule: messenger RNA, 1440 nt
Organism: Cajanus cajan (pigeon pea)
Lineage: Eukaryota; Viridiplantae; Streptophyta; Magnoliopsida; Fabales; Fabaceae
Product: KH domain-containing protein At3g08620
Biological process (GO): regulation of mRNA splicing, via spliceosome
Cellular component (GO): nucleus
Molecular function (GO): mRNA binding
Source: RefSeq, a predicted model, not a curated record
ACCUUUCCUUCUUCCAUUACUAUUCUCUCUCUUCUUUUUCUUCUUCUUUUUUUUUUUUUUUUUUCAAACAUAAGUGAGCUGAUUCUGUGUUUUUCUAAUAGGAUCUUUGAGGCCAAACCCCAUUUCAAUCAACCCUGUAUUCUCUCUUACUACCUUGAAUUUUCUCUAUUCUUUCUGUGCAAUACUGCAACCUUUAUUCUUAUAGAAUUGAUGUCUGGUUUGUACAAUCAAAUAUCUUCACCUUCAACUAGGGCCAAUUCACCAAACAUAAACAUGAGAAGCAAUUUUGAUGUUGAAAGUCAGUACUUAACGGAGCUGCUAGCAGAACACCAGAAGCUUGGACCUUUCAUGCAAGUCUUACCCUUGUGUACUAGGCUCUUAAAUCAAGAGAUUUUAAGGGUUUCUGGAAAGAAUGGAUUGAUGCAGAACCAAGGGUUUGGUGACUACGACAGAGUGCAGUUCGGAAGCCCCAAACCCAAUCUCAUGCCUUCUUUAGACAUACAACCAAAUUUUACAGGCUGGAACAGCUUAUCACAUGAAGGGUUAACUGGAGUACAGGGACUACACGUGGAUUGGCAAACAGCACCUAGUGUCCCCAACUCUCACAUUGUGAAGAAGAUAUUGCGCUUGGAUAUUGCUAAUGAUAGCUAUCCAAAUUUCAAUUUUGUUGGACGGCUUCUUGGCCCUAGGGGUAAUUCAUUAAAGCGAGUGGAGGCUACCACAGGUUGCCGUGUAUAUAUAAGAGGAAAAGGUUCAAUAAAAGAACUUGAUAAGGAAGAGCUGUUAAGGGGAAGGCCAGGGUAUGAGCACCUGAAUGAGCCAUUGCAUGUUUUGAUUGAGGCUGAAUUACCUGUCAAUGUUGUUGAUAUAAGGCUGAGGCAAGCACAAGAAAUCAUAGAAGAGCUACUUAAACCCAUGGUAUCUCUUUAUAGUUUUAACUCUGAUGCUGAAAUCAGAAUACUACUUACCAAUGACAUAUUGAUGAGUCACAAGACCUCUACAAAAGGCAACAACUAAGAGAACUUGCUAUGCUGAAUUCCAAUUUUAGAGAAGAGAGCCCUCAACUCAGUGGUAGUCCCUCUACAUUCACCUCCAAUGAAAUAAAACGGGCCAAAACUGACCAAUAGUGUUUUUACAUUGCAAAUUGUAGCAUUUGAUGUCAGUUCCUACAUGUAAAUUCUGUGAAGCAGCAAUUGUGGGAGAGGGAGGUACAUAUUUAUUGUCACAAUCAAUUGCAUCAAUACAGUUGUAAAACUAGGACAAUUUCAUUAUUAUAUUUUGACCGGUUGAUUGGUAUAUACAUCUGUAAUGUCCGUAAAUACGACACUGCUGGGACUUAUAAGCUGAUUAUUAUUGUUGGUUCAUGAUUGCAUGGAAAGAAGAGUUUGAUAUAAGAAUGUGUACUUUACUGAGCACAAUAACACCACGCUUUGUUAUGAA